AUGACUAGUGCUUUGUUCACCGAGUGGGUCAAGGACUUGAAUUCUAAAAUGAAAAGAGCAGAUCGUAAUGUGCUUCUCCUACUGGAUAAUGCUCCGUCUCACCCAGUUGACUUGAACUUAUCAAAUGUUAAAUUGUUGUUUCUACCAGCUAACACCACCGCGAAGUUACAGCCUCUGGACCAAGGGAUUAUUCAGAACAUGAAACAGUUCUACAGAAAACGUUUGUUGAGAUCAGUGAUCGCGAAAAUCGAUAACGAGAGUGUUGUAAGUGCUGAAUCCGUGUCUAAGAGUUUGAACGUGAUGGACGCUGUGCAGUGGGUAAAUUCUUCUAUAAAGGACGUUAAGGCCGACACAGUGACGAAGUGCUUUAGGAAGGCGGGGUUCAAAGAAUCCUUGUUCGCGAGUGACAGUGUUGUGGUUGAUGAUGAUGAUGAUGAUGAUGAGGAUGAUAAUGUGCCGAUACAAGAACUCGUGGAACUGAUGCGUGUAGCUAACAAAAAGAUCUCUUUAGGUGAUACAAUGGCAUUGAAGGAAUAUCUUGAUGUGGACAGUGACAUCCCCAAUGGUUAG
Mercenaria mercenaria is the source of this 570-nucleotide messenger RNA. RefSeq names its product tigger transposable element-derived protein 6-like. The transcript has a single exon. The record is from RefSeq and is a predicted model, not a curated record. Gene Ontology annotation, cellular component: nucleus. Gene Ontology annotation, molecular function: DNA binding. The coding region runs from base 1 to 570 and encodes 189 amino acids. NCBI's taxonomy places the organism in Eukaryota, Metazoa, Mollusca, Bivalvia, Venerida, Veneridae.